Messenger RNA from Tachysurus vachellii, 2325 nucleotides. RefSeq names its product synaptoporin a (gene synpra). The transcript has 6 exons. Bases 160 to 1032 code for a protein of 290 amino acids. The record is from RefSeq and is a predicted model, not a curated record. Gene Ontology annotation, cellular component: synaptic vesicle membrane; synaptic vesicle. NCBI's taxonomy places the organism in Eukaryota, Metazoa, Chordata, Actinopteri, Siluriformes, Bagridae.
CAACAAUUGUUUAAUUAACUGACAUGCGCAGUAGCUUUGUUGUUGAAAUCCUGCCGUGUCUAUGAACCGUUUGGCCUUCCAUACAGUCAGAGCACAGACUGCGCAUCUCCGCUGUUUUGCUCUAAACCUCAGUGCGCUUUUCUUAAAGCAGGAAAAAAAAUGGAAACCGCAAACAAGGUCGUUUCCUCUGGGACAUUUCAGGUGUUUAAACUCCCUUUGGGGUUCAUCCGCCUGCUGGAAUGGCUUUUUGCCAUCUUUGCUUUCGCAACAUGUGGAGGCUACACUGGACAGCUGCGGGUUAGCGUGGACUGUGUCAACAAAACCGACAGCAAUCUCAGCAUCACCGUCAAAUUCUCCUACCCAUUCAGGCUGAAUCAGGUCACCUUCAUGGUGCCUACAUGUGAAGGCAGACAGCAGGAGCAGCUCCACCUGGAUGGAGACUUCUCUUCCUCUGCUGAGUUCUUCGUCACUAUCGCCGUCUUCGCCUUCCUCUACUCGCUCUUCGCCACCGUGGUCUACAUCUUCUACCAGAACAAAUACAGAGAGAACAACCGCGGCCCGUUUAUCGACUUCAUAGUGACGGUGGUCUUCUCCUUCAUGUGGUUGGUGGGUUCAUCCGCUUGGGCCAAAGCUCUGUCAGACGUCAAGGUGGAGACGGAUCCUGACGAAGUGCUUCUGCUCAUGUCUGCGUGUAAAAUGCAGAACAACAAGUGUGCCUCGGUGUACGGGCCGGUCUGGUCCGGCCUCAAUACCUCUGUGGUGUUCGGCUACCUGAACUUCGUCCUCUGGGCUGGAAACAUCUGGUUUGUGUUCAAAGAGACAGGCUGGCAUAAAGGUGGAGCUGCACGAUAUCCGACGCCGGCUCCUGAAAAACACACCACCGCCUUCAGCCAGCAACCCUACAACCAGGAGAACUACAACCAGGGCACCUUCGACCAAUCAGGAGCCAGCUUCGGAGGAAUCGGAGGCUUCAGCCAAUCAGACUACAGCCAAGUGGGAAGUUACACCUCAAGUGGGCCCACGUCUUACUGACCACUCUGCACAAGCAAGCUAAUCGUCACGGGGCAGGGGACAAUUUCACGGGCAAAGGGUGAGAAUUGGGUUCCGUCUAAUUCUCUUACAGUAUUUGCAGACAUAGCGUUGGUAAACAGUGAUGUGUUUACACUAAAAAUUUCAGAAUCUUCACACAGAAGUUUAUUCCAGUUUUUUUUUGUAUUGAUGACUCAUAAAAAAUGUUUGGGUUUUGAAAAUUUAUCUAAAAGUUUAAGGGAAGUCUGAAGGUACAUACUUGAGGAAAAUGUUCCCUUUGGGUUUUUUCCAAACCUUUAACGAUCCUUAUGUAGAACCUAGUUUUUCUGUUAGAAAGGGCUCCAGAAAAAAAGCAUCUUCUAAAACAUACUGAGGAAACUUUUGGUAAAAGGGUGAAAUUAAUGAGUUCACACAAAAAUAAAGGACAAAAUCUCCUUAGAAGAAACGUUUGUUUUCUUAUUAAAAGUAGGACUGAAGGAUCUUCAGCCAUUUUUGUUUUCCCUAUCGAUAAAUAGUACCAUUUUUUUUGGAGGGGUAGAAUAGUUCCUUAAGUAUCCAAAAUGGUUCCUUUAAAAAAACACUUUCACGCUUAAAGAAUGUUUCAGAGGCAUACAACGUGAUGACGGUUCAUGUAGGUUAAUCAAGAGGUAAAGGUUCAGCGUUCUUAGUUUCCUAAAGGAAUCUACUGGGAAUCGUCUCUGAUUGGGAAUCAUAACGUUACAAGGUUCUACAUAGAACCUUUAAGGGUUCCCCUAGAGGGACAAGCCAAGAGUUUAUCCUUGUGGACUUCAUCCACAUUUCUGCCCACAUAAUAUAAUGCUGGCGUAUCAGUUUUCUACAUUACGCUAACUCGAUGCAUGAUGAUGUGUCGCUGCGCUAAAUUCUUAAUCAAAUAAAGCCGUCCAAUGUAACAAAAAGCUGAAAUAUUUAUAUUAAGUUUACAUGACCUUGUAAAUGACGUACUCGUGUAUAUACAGUUGUUAGAAUUUAUUUCAAAAAUAUAUGAAUAUAAAGCUGUAGCUGUAGAGCGAGGAGAUCCGCAUGCAUGCAACACACCUUCCAUCACGUCUGGUGCACGUCUCUUGCCUUCGAUCUCUCUUUCAUAUUCUCCUCUCUUUUUUCGGAUUUUGUACGUCACACAAUAAUUGAUGUUAUUUAAUGAAAAAUAAAUAAAAAAAAUAAAAUAAAAAACGAGCCUGCUAAAAAGAAUUGCAAGGCAUGCCAUUAAAAAAAAAAAGAAAAUAGUACGGAUUUAUUUUAUUACUUAUUAUCCGAUUCAUGUGUGUUGCUUGCUAU